Messenger RNA from Pleurotus ostreatus (oyster mushroom), 2259 nucleotides. RefSeq lists its product as uncharacterized. Bases 1 to 2259 code for a protein of 752 amino acids. The record is from RefSeq and is a predicted model, not a curated record. Gene Ontology annotation, molecular function: histone methyltransferase activity; protein binding. Lineage: Eukaryota; Fungi; Basidiomycota; Agaricomycetes; Agaricales; Pleurotaceae. Gene Ontology annotation, biological process: chromatin remodeling. The transcript has 10 exons.
AUGACGAGCGCCUUCGUUCGCCAUUCAUACGACCAUCUACGCGAAGAGGAGGAGGACUCUUCCGAGUCUUCUCUCGCAGAACUUGUAAUACCUGGUGCUGUAAGUGAGGCGAUCACCUCCGUAUCUGUGAUGCCCAACAUAUCGACCAACAAGCACACUUCGGACGCGAAUCCGGCCACCACCGGCGUUACGAGCAAACCCCAUAAUUUAGAGUCGACUAAUGACGGCGCAGAAAUGAAUCCCCAUCGCAGCGUGUGCUUGGAGGUGUUCCGGAACACGUGGGAUGAGUUCUAUGAGUGGGAGCGGGGGUAUUGUGAGGCCAGGUUAGUGGCUCUAAUGAGUGAGAGACGGAAGGGGACGGCAACGCUCACCUCUACCGCGAAGACGGCGCGCCCAACAUCACCGCCUGGUCCAAUCUGGGUCAUACCGUGUCCCACAACUACAAUCGAUCUCUCCGGUGUAUUGGCGGACUUCGACGCAGGCCCUCAAUAUGAAUCCUGCACACCCCUGAACGGGAACGUGUAUGUAGGCGACGAUCCUGAUGUUAUGCCCUUCUUGCCAUUCGGAGAGGAGGAUUGGGAUGGAUAUCCUCUUCCUGAUGGUGGGAGGAAGCGCUUUGCAUAUGAGGGCUAUAUUGGUGAAUACAGUGAGCUUGCAUGGAUGUCUGCGUUUGAUGACCCCGACUUGGACUGUAUUUUGUACGCGACCACUAACCGCCUUGCCUCGAUGUCGAUAUCGUACGCCCAAAUGGAUGCGACAGGCAUGUUCGCGCGGACGCCUAGGCUGCCGUUGCUCAGCGCGCCCUCUGGGGACCCCCCUGGCUUGGAGGCGAGAGCUGCUAAGAGAGACUUUCCUCCCUUCCCCUCCCUUCCUUCCCCUGGCUCUUCCCGCCCAUCUCCGCCUGCUGUCUUGUCGACACUCCGAACCCGGAUCUACCCACUGUUCUGCCACAACAUCACCUGUAUCCGGCAAAUCUGUCCUACUCACUCUGAGGGCACGCCCUAUCCCCACGCCACGAUCCCCGAAAAGAAGAGUGUUUAUUUGGUCGACAAUGACUCCUCCCCUUGCUCACCAACAUGCUUCCUCCUCAUCGCCAAACCUUCAGGUACUGCUCUCGCGUCAUCCACUUUCCCCAAUGCUGUACUACCGCAUGCUGAGCAUGGACAAAGAGGCGCAACAGGAGCAUUGAGGCCAGCUAUUCUGGAUUCCUGGUCCGCUGCAGAUAGAGACACUCUCAUCACUCUCCUCGAACUCGACGCAGACGCCCGGCCAUGCGAUCUGGCCGUCAUAAUGAAGAAGAGUUGUAAUGACAUAUUUCGCUUCCGCAAGCGCAUGUUCCCAGAUCCGAUGAUUGCCUCCCGCAAUUCUGGGAAAGCACCACUUAAACCGUCUAAGCAUGGGACAAGGGAUAACAUCCUCGCCCGGGCCCAUGCUACCACCCCGGGCCCUGCGAUGCCACCUGCCCUUGUGUGCUUGCCAACGUGCAGUGCGAGCGCAAGUGCUUGUGCGACGAUUUUUGCCCCCUUCGCAAAGGAUGUAAAUGUAAACCCCAGCGGGUUGCCAAAGGGAGCAAUAAAGACAGCGGUACAAAGAGAGUCUGCUGCCGCACAAAACGCUGCCCCUGCAGGCGCGCCAAGCGUGCAUGCGAUCCGGAGCAAUGUGUCGGGUGUGCCAUUACGGAUUCCCGAGUGCCGACUUGUUGCAAUAUGGCGACUUUAUGGGCGGCUGCUGGUAGACACCGCUGUUGAAGUGCGACGAUCGGCGCACGGCUAUGGUCUUUUCCUCAAAGAGAGUGUGCUCGCGGAUGAAUUCCUCAUGGAGUACACAGGUGAAGCAAUCCUCGACCCCACCUGUAUCUCGCGCGACCACAUCAUCGCCCACCGCCAGCGCAACUAUCUUUUCGCGCUCCAUACGACCCUUGGGGUCGACUCGUCGCUUGCGGGGGAUCCAUCAAGAUUUAUCAAUCAUGGAAAUCCGCCUAAUUUGGUUGACGGUUCUAUGAGUGUGGGUGAGGGCAUCGCGAAUGUUUAUUCACAUGUGGAAAUUACGAAUGGGGGGCACGGGGUUGUGCUAUACGCUGGUACGGAAUUGCUGCUCGAUUACGGGCCCAAGUUUUUCAAGCAGAUAAGCGGUGGUGACGAGGAUGGUGACGAGGAAGACAAUGUCAAUGAAGAGAAUGUGGAGAGGGAGGAAGCGAAGAAAUAUACAUACUGGGAUGAUGAUCCUGAGUAUGGGGAGGCGGAAGAAUAUAAAGAGUAG